Messenger RNA from Cydia fagiglandana, 1929 nucleotides. RefSeq names its product zinc finger protein 771-like. NCBI's taxonomy places the organism in Eukaryota, Metazoa, Arthropoda, Insecta, Lepidoptera, Tortricidae. The record is from RefSeq and is a predicted model, not a curated record. Bases 1 to 1620 code for a protein of 539 amino acids. The transcript is spliced from 5 exons.
AUGUGUAUGAGUACUGCGCAAUACACGGCCCGUUACUUGUUAUACCCGAUGACAAGGGGCGGGAAUAGGCGUGUUCAGCACGCUGACGCUGCCCAGCGGCGUGCGCUUCGGGCCCUACCGCGGCCGCCGCCUCAAGACCGCGCUCGACUCCGGAUACGAAUGGCAGCUGUACGACCGCAACAACAGGCCGAGCCACGUGGUGGACGCGAGCGACGGCAACAACUCCAACUGGAUGCGCUACGUGAACUGCGCGCGGCGCUACUCCGAGCAGAAUCUGGUCGCCUUCCAGUACCAGGGCGAGCUCUACUACAGGCGAGUGCUCGAAGUAUUGUACUCUUUAUAGUAUUUAUUCAGACGGUGAAGAUCGUGCCGCGCUUCACGGAGCUGCUGGUGUUCUACGGCAGCGAGUUCGCAAACCGGCUCGGCGUCGACCUGCGCCGCUACACCAAACCCUGCGACUGCGAAUACUGCCAAGAACGACCUGGUGCCAAAAAGGAACCAGAGAAAAUAAACAAAGGAAAUACGUCGAAUGAAAAGAAGAACGAAACAGAUAUUAAAGAUGAUAGUUCAGGACAAGCUAAACUUGACACUAAAAAAGAAUCUGCGAAAAGAAAGAAACGUAAAACGCGUAAUGAAAAUAAGAAAGAGACAAGAGAUGUUAGUUCAGGUCAACCUAAACUUGUCACCGAAACGACAAGACAAACAAACGCGAAGACAAACAAACGUAAAAUGCGUAACGAAAAGAAGGAAGAAACCCAGAUAAAUGAUAGUGUCACAAAAGAUAGUCAAGUCGAAAAGAUACAAGAGCCAUCUUCGUCUCAAGCGGAAUCACCAAUGAGCAUGGAUGUACAAGAGAUACCUCCUACAAAACCUGCUGUAAAUGGAUCCUCUAACACAACGGUAUCGAAUGCGAAUAACUACAAAUGUGACCAGUGUGUCAAAACGUUCGAUAUAAAGUCAGACUUAGAGAAACACGUACACUCUCACAUUGCAUUGGUAGAUACUAACAGCUUAAGUUCAAGGAAGGAAUUUACGUGUAAAAAAUGCAGUAGCACAUUUGAUACUCGGCUGCUUCUACUGGAGCAUGCGAAGAGCCGGCAUGGCGUGAAGUACUUCAUUUGCUCUGAAUGUGAGUAUGCAACUAGUAAGAAAGGAAAUUUACAGACACAUUCGAGAACUCAUAGUGGCGAGCGGCCAUUCAAAUGUGGUCAGUGUAGCGCCGCCUUUUCCCGCAGCAGUACUUUACAAAAUCACAAGAGAACACACACUGGAGAUAAACCGUUUAAGUGUGGACAAUGUAAUGCCGCCUUUGCCGAUUGCAGUAAUUUACAAACUCACAAGAGAACACACACUGGAGAUAAACCGUUCAAGUGUGGACAGUGUAAUGCCACCUUUAUCCAAAGCAGUAAUUUACAAAGUCACAGGAGAACACACACUGGUCAGAAACCCUACGAGUGCAAUAUCUGUGACUACAAGACUACUCAGUCAUGUAAUCUAAAGACUCAUCUAAUGGCCCGGCACUCGGGCCAAAAGCCGUACUGCUGCGAUUCGUGCACUUACAGGGGUGCUACUAGAAGUCAUUUAUGGAGUCACAUGAAAACCCACCAGAAGCCGGCUUAGCUUUGCUGUUUGUUUAUAAUACUGCAGCUGUUGUGUACACAUUUUAUUUUCUAAGAUGUUAAUGCUAUAUUGUUUAGUAAUUGUUUUAUUACAACGAUCUCUACUAUAGUCAUAAUGAUGACGAUAUGUAGGUAGGUAGUUGUAAUAUCGUCGGAUGACAAGCAAAAGUCACUAAGUACUACCAAAAAAUUAAAGUAACAAUGCACUUUUACACUUGUAACGCGGUUUAUUGUCCAAUAAUUUCAAUGGUGUAGUUAGUGACUUUUGCUUGUCACCCGACGAUAUAGAGUAUAGUUUUUUAACGAUAGA